CCGCACGUUGUGAGUUCGUCGUCUCCGUAAUGAAGCUCGUAUUUUCUAUUACUUCUCUUUGGGUGAUUUUAUAUCUCCAUCAAAAAAGUUGCUAUGGAGCAGUUAACAUCAUUGAACCAGAAAUGUAUAUUCAAAAAUUAGUGAAACGAUUUGUCGAAAUGCUUGAGAUUAGAUAUCUUUCCAAUGACCUGCCAAUUGAUGAUUAUGUAGCUCCAAUUAAUAUCUCAUCAUACGGGAUUGCUGUUGUUGGCAACGUAUCGUUUCACUCGGCGUUUGUCGCCCGUAUAGGAUCAAUUAAAGUAAAUUUGCAACAAAUUUCCAAUGUUCUGCUGAGUACUGAAAUGCAAAUUAAUACGAACGUUUUUUGGGAGCAAGUAGGUGUGGUUCUCGACUUUCAAGCCGAAUUGGAAGGAUACCGCGGUCCUGGAACUUUGAUGGUGACCUACAAACAAUUCAGAUUACCGCUUAAGACAUCUCGUACUUUCGCAACCGGCCAGUUGUCAGGAAGUUUGCUAUUUGAAAGUAUCAGCAAUCAGAAUGAAAUCGAAAUAGUUGGACACCCGAAUGAUGUGCACGUACAGAUGAUUGCAAGAGCGAUCAUCACUGAUAUUUACUUUCGAAGAUACAUGAUUGCCUCAUUUGAACGAUGGAAUUUUCAGAAUGUUCUUAGUGCUGCAAUGCAAGAGAUACCAUACCCGGAAAUUUGUUACAAUUGUUGAAGGCUGAAAAGUUGCCAUAUGUGCUAUCGUCUAUUACAUGAAAAGUC
Molecule: messenger RNA, 766 nt
Organism: Wyeomyia smithii (pitcher-plant mosquito)
Lineage: Eukaryota; Metazoa; Arthropoda; Insecta; Diptera; Culicidae
Exons: 4
Coding region: 30-719 (229 amino acids)
Source: RefSeq, a predicted model, not a curated record